This is a messenger RNA of Helicoverpa zea (corn earworm), 1336 nucleotides long. RefSeq names its product homeobox protein Hox-B4-like (gene Dfd). The coding region runs from base 152 to 1336 and encodes 394 amino acids. Gene Ontology annotation, molecular function: RNA polymerase II cis-regulatory region sequence-specific DNA binding; DNA-binding transcription factor activity, RNA polymerase II-specific. The transcript is spliced from 2 exons. Lineage: Eukaryota; Metazoa; Arthropoda; Insecta; Lepidoptera; Noctuidae. Gene Ontology annotation, cellular component: nucleus. Gene Ontology annotation, biological process: anterior/posterior pattern specification; regulation of transcription by RNA polymerase II. The record is from RefSeq and is a predicted model, not a curated record.
AGCUAUAUUUUAUGUGGUUUAAUUGAUGACUGUAACAUCUAAAUUAAAGGGCCAAAGGACAAUUUGUAAAAAAAUGACGUUAAAUUGAAUGGCAGCCAUAUUAGCAGGCGUUGUGUGUGCGAGGUGAUGCGCGGAGAGGACCACGCCCACCAUGAGCUCAUUCCUCACCAACGGUGGGUACCAACCGCAGCCGGACCCCAAAUUCCCGCCCUCCGAGGAAUACAGUCAGGCAGACUACAUACCACCAGGAGAGUACUACCAACACCAACAUUUGCAGUAUGGAUAUCAGCACCAAUAUGCUCCAGUUCAGAUUGGGACAGGUUAUGGGUAUGGAGGGUAUUAUCAUCCGUUGCCGCAGCACCCACCUGUCGCUCCGCCACCGAGGCCUCCUGAGCCUUCUCACCCUUCUGACGCGGAUCACGGGUACCCUGCCCACAAUCCUGAUACAGCCCCUGGCUUAGCAGAACUUGGUUUAAGGCUAGAGAGGCAUAUUGAAGAAGCAGCCCCAGCAGGAAGAAAGUUACAUGCGUUAGGCCGAGAAGGGUCUCCCGGAUCUGAACUUGAUGAUGAGAGGCUACUGCUGGACUCUCCGCCAGUUGAAGACGAUGAUUCCUCUAUUUGUUCAGACAACACUGACAGGGUAAUUUAUCCAUGGAUGAAGAAGAUUCAUGUCGCUGGUGCCUCAAACGGCCAAUUUCAACCUGGAAUGGAACCGAAGCGCCAACGCACAGCCUACACGAGACACCAAAUACUAGAACUUGAGAAAGAAUUCCAUUACAACAGAUAUCUAACACGGAGAAGAAGAAUAGAGAUCGCCCACACUCUAGUCUUAUCCGAAAGGCAAAUCAAAAUCUGGUUCCAGAAUAGGCGAAUGAAGUGGAAGAAAGACAAUAAGUUGCCCAACACCAAAAACGUAAGAAGAAAAACCAAUCCGGCAGGCGUCACCACAACCACGACUAAAGGUACACCAAAGAGUAGAUCGAAUAAGAAUACAAAUAACAAUGAUAAGAAGAAAUCAAACAACAAUGGUAGACCGGACAGUAUAGAGAAUGUUACUGAUAACAUAAUGAAUGAUUUACAUUGUGUUGGAGCGCAACAGAAUUUGUCACACGACCCAGCGAUCAGUCCGAUGUCUCAUCCAGGGAGCCAGAUGAAUCCAGGGCAUCCCAUGACCCCGCAUCAUCUUCAUAUGAUGAGCAUGCACGGAGGAAUGGAUCCUGCACUACUGGCAAACCUCGCAGCUCACGGCUCGCCCGUCGGCUCAGCAGGCUGCGGCACCGGCAUCCCAACCAACCAACCAGUCAUCAAAUCAGACUACGGUCUAACCGCCUUAUAA